This is a messenger RNA of Cordyceps militaris CM01, 687 nucleotides long. Its product is annotated as mitotic spindle checkpoint protein (Mad2B), putative. Bases 1 to 687 code for a protein of 228 amino acids. NCBI's taxonomy places the organism in Eukaryota, Fungi, Ascomycota, Sordariomycetes, Hypocreales, Cordycipitaceae. The transcript is spliced from 2 exons. The record is from RefSeq and is a predicted model, not a curated record. Gene Ontology annotation, cellular component: zeta DNA polymerase complex.
AUGACCUCCUCCAUCAGCGCCUCCCAGGCCGGGCGGCUCCUCGCGUCCUUUUCCAGCUUCCUCACCGUCGCCGUGCACUCGCUGCUCUUCCACCGGGCGCUCUACCCGGCGCGCAGCUUCCUCGCCGCGCGCGCCUACGACCUGCCCGUGCACCAGUCGCGGCACCCGGGCGUCUGCGCCUGGGUCGCCGACGCCGUCGCCGCCGUCGCCGCCCAGGUCCGCGCCGGCUCCGCGCGCGCCGUCGUGCUCGCCGUCCACGCCCCGCGCUCCAUGGCCGUGCUGGAGCGCUGGGUGUUUGACCUGCGCUCGUUUCCGGCCGCGUCCUGGGGCGACGUCGACGGGCUGCCGGCGGACGAGGGCGGAGGCGAAGAAGAAGGCGAGGCCGUGAACGGGACCGAUGUCAAGGAGGGCCUGCGAGGGGCCCUGCGCAGGAUCGCGUAUGCGGCGGAAAAGAGCCCGCCGCUGCCUGCGGACUGCACGUUUACGCUCGCGGUCGAGUUGCGCGAUGAGUCGGACGCGCCGAUUGGGCAUCCCCAAGCUUGGAUCCCGGCAGAGGCCACGUUCGGCAGCGCCUCUGAACGACAGGACAUGAAUACUGUGCCGAUUCGCUCUGUGACAGCCGGGCCGCUCUUCUUUGAAUGCUGGCUCGAGAAAAAGGCACCAACAUCCGAGUCACAAGACACCUAA